AUUUCAACAAUUUAUGGCUUAACCAACUCCAAGAAUUAUCAAAGAGACAUAAAAUUUAGCUAAAGAUAAAGUGUAAGGAAUUGAUGUGACUCCAGAUCCACAAAACUUCAAACAUUUUUAUGUCAUAAUAUCAGGACCUCCUAAUACACCAUAUGAAGGAGGUGUAUUUGAUGUUGAAUUACUUUUACCUGAUGAUUAUCCCAUGGUAAAAUUACUUAAAAAUAGAUUUAUAGUCCCCACCUAAAUGUGUUUUCAAUACAAAGAUUUAUCAUCCAAAUAUUGAUAAUUUGGGAAGAAUUUGCUUAGAUGUAUUAAAAGAUAAAUGGUCACCUGCAUUAUAAAUCAGAUCUAUAUUGCUAUCAAUUUAAGUAUUGUUAAGCUCACCAAACCCUGUAUGAUUUGUCAUAAAUAAUAUUAAGGAUGAUCCAUUAAAUAAUGAAGCUGCUAAUUAAUGGAAAACUAAUGAAGGAUAAGCUUUAAUGAAAGCAAGAGAAUAUACAUAAAAAUAUGCUAAAAAACAUUGAUUAGUAUAAUUUAAUGAAAAAAAAAAU
Paramecium primaurelia is the source of this 551-nucleotide messenger RNA. Lineage: Eukaryota; Ciliophora; Oligohymenophorea; Peniculida; Parameciidae. The record is from the annotation of a GenBank genome assembly.